GAGAAGGCUUGUCACUGCUUCCAAGAUUUUAUUUCGACAAAACCACUCGACGUUGUCGUGAAUUCACUUAUCGUGGUCAAAAGGGAAACGCGAAUAAUUUCUUGUCGAAAGACGACUGUGAAUCUUUUUGUCACGUGGCCGCGAAUCCAUGCAAUUACGGUGAGCCGUUAUUGAAUGCCGAGAAAGAAGUGAUGAUCUGUGGUGGUGCAGAGACUUGUCCAAGUGGCUAUUAUUGUCAUGUCGGAAGCUCUCCAGAAACAACUAACUGUUGUCCAGGAUCUCGUCGACCAUGCGAUAUGCAGUUAGAGGUGGGAAAAGGUAGAGAGCAUCUUGAAAGAUGGUAUUUUGAUGGGGGUGUGCAGAUGUGCAAAAAAUUUGUAUAUCAAGGAAUGAAAGGGAAUGCGAAUAAUUUCAUAAGUCGAGAAGCGUGUCAAGAAGCAUGUAAAGGUGAACAUUUAUUUAUUCAUCCGCCAUCAUAA
Molecule: messenger RNA, 479 nt
Organism: Anisakis simplex (herring worm)
Lineage: Eukaryota; Metazoa; Nematoda; Chromadorea; Rhabditida; Anisakidae
Source: the annotation of a GenBank genome assembly